Recurvomyces mirabilis is the source of this 1620-nucleotide messenger RNA. RefSeq lists its product as uncharacterized. Lineage: Eukaryota; Fungi; Ascomycota; Dothideomycetes; Mycosphaerellales; Teratosphaeriaceae. The record is from RefSeq and is a predicted model, not a curated record. The coding region runs from base 1 to 1620 and encodes 539 amino acids. The transcript has 2 exons.
AUGCUUCUCCCACGAAUACUCGUCACAGCCGUGGCGGCUGCGGCCUGGCUGGCUCCAGCUUACGCACUCGAACCGCAGGAUCUGACCGCGAAGGGAUCAUACUUCGUGACCGAAACCUCGCAAGGAGACCAGUAUGUGGUCGGCAUGAACUUUGUGCACAAUGGCGACAUCUACUUCCACAUGUCCGCGCCGACCAAGAACUCCUGGGUCGGUGUGGGCAUCGGCGAGAACAUGGCUGGCGCGUUUAUGCUCAUCAGCUACAAAAGCGCCAACGGAACUGGAGUCACCACAUCACCACGCAUGGGUACCGGUCACAGCGAGCCGGAAUUAAUGGACGUCAACCUUGAAAAGAUCUGGAGUGACGAGUACGCCCCAAACAGCAACCAGGCCAAGAAAGGUGGCAUCAUGAUCUCCCACGCAGUAUGCCGAGGAUGCGCGAACCACUCGAGUGUAGACUAUAAUAGCAAAGCGCAGCCUUUCAUCUUCGCUAUUGGUCCAGAGGACGAGCUGCUCAGUGAUUCGCAGGAUGCCGCGCUAAAACGGCAUGAUUACUAUGGGAAGUUCACCAUGGAUAUGACAGUCGCCACCACCCCCUUGGACUUCUACGAAGGCGCUGAAUAUGGCCGUGUACCGGGUCCGAAUCAUAAUGGCACCGAAGCCGUGCAGAACGAUGAUACUUUCAUCUCAUUUGGCAGUUCGGCAGGUUUCGACGAGCACACGGAUAGUGACACGUACCCGAUUGUCCACGCGGUGAUAAUGAGUGUGGCCUUCUUUGUCAUCUUCCCACUUGGCUCGCUUUUGCUCCGAUGGGUGCAUAGCGUGACAGUUCACUGGGUUGUCCAAUCUUUCGGCCUCGUGAUGGUACUUGUGGGCUUCGGCUGUGGUGUUGCUGUAUCACUGGAGUACAACCGGGGCAAGCACUUCAACUCUGCACAUCAAGUCCUCGGCCUUCUGGUUCUUGCUGGAGUUCUGGUCCAGUUCGGACUUGGCCUAAGUCAUCAUCUCAUUUUCAAACGUACGAAGAAGCCAACGAGCUUCAGCAAAGUCCAUCUUUUCCUCGGACCAUCGAUAAUCGUCCUUGCAAUCAUCAACGGCGGCCUAGGCAUAAAUCUAGCAAGCGAUGAAUUCGCUCGGAUACCAUAUGCCGUUGUCAUUCUGGUCCUCGCCAUAGCCUUCGGCAUCGCACGAACCUACCUCGGUCUCUUCAUGCGCCACAAGCAAUACCAGCCAGACGAAGAAGUGCUGGAAGAAUACCACACCCGACGAGCCAACACCUUCGAGUCAGCAAGCACCAAUAGCCCGUAUAGUGCUUCAAGCGCCUCAAAGCGCUUCGACUUCGGCUAUGGCUCGUCAACGAAGCUUGCUGAAGCUGGCGUGGCGACUACAUACGAAGAAGUGGAAGUGCCGGAAGCUUAUCCCGACCCCAAGACUCCGGCGAGUGCAAUGGACAGGCAUUUCACUUUCGGGAUGGCGUCGCCUGUGACUGUGGCGCCGCCUACACCGCGAUGGCCUAUGCCACGGCCAUUGGAGAGGACGUACAGUUCUAAUUCACGAGAGAGCGAUAGAGACAGUUUCAUUGGACAGGACCAUCCCUCUGUGUGGACGGAUACUGGACGAUGA